AUGUCUUGGUUGGAACCAUUCGUGCAGGAUAUGCUUUCCGAGAUACAAGCUUCACUGGUCAAUAUCCCGGCGUGUUCAGUGGGCCAGGACAUAGCUAAGUCUUGGCUGUUCGCUUGUAGCUACAGCGAGUUCCGCAGUCUGGCAGGUACAUGCUUACAUGAAGAGGGCCACCAGUCGGUCGCAGGUGCCAGGGAUGAGCGCGGGAAUUUCCUGUCUCAAAGGACGGCAGAAUACCCGUCCCAGCUUGCCAGCAGCUUUUCAGACAGGGCAGUGAACCUCUUUUCUUCAGCCAGACCCUCAUACCCGGUGUCUCCCUGCUCUUUGAAGUUUGCGCUUGCCUCUAUUCCCAAAAAGCCACGCUCUACACCGCCCACGGCCGCACAGGAUGGUGGGGGCAUCUACUUCUUGCCGGACUGGUCUCUUGGCCCAAGGUACCAAUCCGACAGCUUGCAUGACCUGCGGAAGGAGUGGCAAUCUUGGCUGCUUGGGAAUAGAAUUCCUCUUCGUCUUCAGCAACAUGUCGCCGAAGCCAGCAAUAACCCACUUUUCUCGGCGGAAGAAACAGAGUGGCUUCGAUCGUCCUUCAAGCGCUUUUCAGACUCCCACUCUCCUUGCCAGGACUGGGAUUUCUCGGUGAAGGAGGGCCAGCCUUACUGCCUGUCUGCGCUGGAACGCUUAAGCACUAUGUUAGGCGACAAGGAUACUUCUCUCUUCCCCGCUUUGCAAAAAGGGGUUCCCACUGGCUUUGACGGCGACAUCCCACGCAGCCACACCCUGCGGCCUCGCAACUCGGACAAUGCAGAUGCUACCGCUGACCUGCUUGUCUGUGAAGGCAACUGGCAGGGAGCCGAAGCUGAUCCCGCACUGCUUCAGGAGCUGAUUGAGGAGGAAGUUUCUGCCGGCUACAUAGAGGAAGUGCCCAGCUUGGAAGCCGCUUACGAGAGGUGGGGUCGAGAACGUGUUGCAGUCGGCCGAGUCAACAUUGUCAAGGCUCCAGGUCGCGCUCCCCGCUUGGUGAUAGACAACAGCAUUUGCAACACGAACCAGAACUGCCACGUUCCUGAACAGUUCUCCCUGCCGAGCCUUCAGGACAUACAAGCUGCUUACCCUCCGAGGGAAGACGAGGAGCCGGUUUCCGGGUUCAGCUUAGAUGUGAAAGGGGCGCACAAAACAUCGCUUGUGCGGGAGCAAGACAGGGGCUUGCUUGGCCUCAGACAACAAGAACGCCUCUUCUUUUACCGCGUCUGCAUCCACGCCUACCUGGACGAUAAGCUUCGCUUCACAGGGGAAACACUUGCCUUCUUCGCCCACUUGAGCUCCAGGGAGUGGCGGCCACGGCCAUUACGACCACCACCUACAAGUUCGGUGGAGUCUGCCGCGGAUGCUUUCGGUAAAGGCAACGAUUGCGGCGUCGGAGGGUGGCUCCUCCUUCCAUGUGGCCGCUUGCUCUGGUUCUCUCACCGCUACACGGUCAAGGAUUUCCUCGACUUAGGUCUGCCAAUGCAACCCGAUGCCAACUUGGACAUCUCCAGCUACGAGACCCUGGCACAGUGCUUCGUGCUCCUGGCCUUUUGGAAACUUUCCAUGUGGAGCUCAAUUACCGGUGUCACUUUGGACUGCAGCCAUAUCGCUGGCGAGAAGAACAACGAUGCAGACCUGCUUUCUCGUUGGGAUGGCUCCACAGACCUUCCCGACAAGUUCCUCGCGUCGAAUCGCAUCGAGCUCUCGCUUUCUGAGUUCUGGCUGAUACGCUUUCAAGUGACACUCUUUCCCGCUGACACCUUUUUAAAAUGGCAGCUCCCGUCAGCUGACAGCUUGGGCCCGACAAACCGUGGUUCCAAGAAGCGCAAAUAG
Molecule: messenger RNA, 1854 nt
Organism: Symbiodinium sp. CCMP2592
Lineage: Eukaryota; Dinophyceae; Suessiales; Symbiodiniaceae
Source: the annotation of a GenBank genome assembly